This is a messenger RNA of Dentiscutata heterogama, 987 nucleotides long. The record is from the annotation of a GenBank genome assembly. Lineage: Eukaryota; Fungi; Glomeromycota; Glomeromycetes; Diversisporales; Gigasporaceae.
AUGGCACAAUUCAUAAAGAUUCAACAACUUUUACAACAGCUCGAGAUAAGCUUUGAUGCGAAUAACUUUCAUGCUUUAUUCUCUCAUAUUGUUCGCAACCACGAAAGCUUUGAUAAAGAUGAUUGGAAAAGUUUAAUUCAAUUUGACAAAAAUUGGGAAGCACUUGGUUUCAAGAAAGCUAAGGAAAUUUAUUCUUCUAUGAAUAAGAAUAAAGGGCGCCAGAGUACCAAGUUAUAUAUUAAAGAUUUUUCUAAUGAAUCCGAAAAGAAGCAAGCAAAACCACGUCCUCAAUACAAACAUGAUGAGAUGGGUUUGUUCAAUGAAUCCGAAAAGAAGCAAGCAAAACCAUGUCCUCAAUACAAACAUGAUGAGAUGAGUUUGUCUAAUGAAUCCGAAAAGAAGCAAGCAAAAACACGUCCUCAAUACAAACAUGAUGAGAUGGGUUUGUUUAAUGAAUCCGAAAAGAAGCAAGCAAAACCACGUCCUCAAUACAAGCAUGAUGAGAUGGGUUUGACUAUUGAAUCCGAAAAGAAGCAAGCAAAACCACGUCCUCAAUACAAGCAUAAUGAGAUGAGUCAUUCUAAUUCAAUAAGUCAAUGGAAAUGUCAUAAUUGUGGUUUCAAUCCAAACCGUGUAUGGCGUGUCAGGUGCUAUAAGUGUAAUGCAUUCAGGUCAGACCUAAAUCUUGAAAACUUUGAUCCUUAUAAAAUGCCGUCUAUGGCAAUAAGUGAAAAUGAUAAAUAUCUUUUGCGAACCGAAAUCAUCCGGGCAAAGGGAGAUAAAGCAGAAGAAGAAGUCAAAAGGCUAGGUUAUAAAUAUCUCGAUUGGCAAAAUUACUGGAAAAAAUUUCCCAUUGAAGUGGUAAAUUGCAAAAAACUUGACCAUAAAACACAGGAAAGUUUGUACAGUGAAACUAGGCAUAAAAGUCUUGCAUGGUGUGAUACUUGUAAAUAUUACUAUCAUUUUGAUUGGAGUGGUUAUGAUUAG